GUCUCUACUGAAUGUUUACAGAAUAAUAACCCCAAAUCAACAAAUAUCUAAUGCCCCAUUGAUAGUCACAACAUUACUGUGGGUCCCACACAUGUCAAAGGUUAACUUCACCUGAUUUUACUAUUGCCACUUCACAGCAUUUCUCUACAAAACAUUUGGAGACAUUUCAAGCCUGAACAGGUUCAAAGUCCCCCAACUCUACCUCUACCUCCACCCACUGCCACACCGGUUAGCUGAUUAGGUGAUAAGCGACAGCUCAGUUCAUGUGAACUCUGUGAAACGUCUGAUCGCAGCUGCACAGGACUUCUCAAUCAGCUUCCUGGAGAAGGUGCCUCCUCCUCGCACAGGUACUGAGCAAUGGUUCGACGCGUGGCCGUGGUUGGAGCGGGCAGUUCUGGUCUGGCUUGUAUUAAGAUCUGUGUUGACGAGGGCCUGGAACCCAUCUGCUUUGAAAGCAGUGAUGACAUUGGCGGCCUGUGGAAAUUUAAGGAGUCACCCGAGCAGGAGAGAUCCAGCAUCUAUCGCUCCCUGGUGACCAACACCUCCAAAGAGAUGAUGUGCUUCAGUGAUUUUCCCAUGCCGCCGGACUAUCCAAACUACUUGCACAACACCCAGCUAAUGCAGUACUUCAGACUAUAUGCUGAACACUUUGGCCUGCACAGAUACAUCAAUUUCCAGACAACAGUAAGGAGUGUCACACAAAGGCCAGAUUUCUCUCUGUCCGGUCAGUGGGACGUAGUGACCGUUAACAGGAAUGGAGAGGAAGAGAAACACGUCUUUGAUGCAGUUCUGGUGUGUUCAGGCCACUACAUCCAUCCGGCUUUACCCCUGUCAGACUUUCCAGGACAUGAGAUGUUCUCUGGCAGGUGUUUUCACAGCUGGGAAUAUAAAGAUGCAGAUGCCUGCAGAGGGAAGAGAGUGGUGGUGGUUGGAAUUGGCAAUUCUGGAGGAGAUAUUGCAGUCGAGAUUAGUAGAUCUGCCAAGAAGACAUUUCUCAGCACACGCGAAGGCGCCUGGGUGAUCGGCAGGAUGUCCGAUAACGGUCUUCCUCUGGACAUGACGGCUAUCAACAGGCUCAACAAUGUACUCAUGUCACUCCUUCCCCAGAGUCUGACCAACUGGUCGGCAGAGAGAGCAGUGAACCAAAAAUAUGACCACAAAUUGUAUUGCCUGCGGCCCAGACACAGACUUUUGGACAAGAGGCCUUUGAUCAACGAUGACAUUCCUGGUCAAAUCCUUCAUGGAGCGCUCGUACUGAAACCCAAUCUGAAAAGCUUCAAGGACUCUGGAGUUGUAUUCGAAGAUGGCACUGUGGAGGAGGACAUUGAUGCUGUAGUUUUCUGUACAGGUUAUCAUGUAAACUUUCCAUUCCUGCCUCCAGCUCUGUCCGAUGGGCCUCAAGGAGAGCUGACGUUAUACAAGAGACUGUUUCCUCCUUCUCUGUUACAACCCACGCUGGCUGUCAUGGGUCUUUUCCAGACAAAAGGACCAAUCAUGCCCAUUGUGGAAAUGCAGGCACGGUGGGCUGCUAAGGUUUUUACCGGUUUGAGCCGUCUUCCAUCUAAGGAGGAAAUGCUGGAAGUCAUGAAGUCUGACAUGAAGAGGAAAAUGAAAAGCUAUCCCUGCCCACGCCAGGCUGUUCUCCAGGUGGAUUACAUCCCUUACCUGGAUUUCAUGGCUGAUAAGGUAGGAGUUCGGCCAAACUUCCUGACGCUUCUUCUGAGAGAUCCUGUGCUCUGGUGGAAGGUCAUCUUCGGUCCCUGCACUCCAUAUCAGUAUCGUCUCACUGGGCCCGGUCAGUGGGCCGGAGCCCGUCAGGCUAUCCUCACUCAGUGGGAACGAGUGACUCAGCCUUUCAGGACCAGAGUGGUACCAGAACCAGACAGCGGGCCGUCUUUCCUGUUUUCUCGGUGGCUGCUCAUGUUAGGAGGAGCUGUUGUAACGGCUGUGCUCAUGUCUAAAAAUGAGACGUUUCCAGUGCCACAGGGUGCAGCUCGGAUUCUGGACAGAUGCAAGAUUUUCUGGAGGGACUCCUGGUUCACUGGUUAAUCCGAAUAAAAGGAUAAAAUCUGGGUCCAGUUUGUGAAAUCCCAUGUUGCAUUAUGAUGUAAAAUGUAACAAUAGACGAUUUUAAUUAUUUAUUAAGGAGAUAGAAGAGAAGAACCUUGGUUACUUACAGUCUUUAAAGAGUGUAAAUAACCAAUGUUCUCAACACAAAAUCGGAUAAUAGCGAAUGCAAAACAACACCUUUUUGUAUGUUCUGUGAAAAUAUACCCCAGGCUCCCCAGCCAUAAUUACAAAAUGAAUUAAAUUGAUUUUUUUGGAGCAAGUUUAUAAUUUCAUGUCAUACAUGUCAUAAACUUGGGUCAAGGAACACGUUAUAAACAAUCACAUGGUUCAGACAAAACGAGACUCACUCAGAAAGCAGUCAUGAAACAUGAAUCCAGCAUGUGCAAAUUAAGAGGAACGCCUUAGCAUAGGCUUGUGGUUGGUUAAAGAAGAAAUGCUCCUCUACAGAAACCCUGUCUCUGUGACUAGACAGCACCAUCUUGUGGCUUCUUUUGUGUUACUUUAACUCAGAAACUCACCCAUCAUGAUUCAGCUUUCCAUCCAGGUGGUCAGACCAGUGACACCACCUCGAGUCUAAAUCAAAUUUUUUGGGUGCUU
This is a messenger RNA of Larimichthys crocea (large yellow croaker), 2667 nucleotides long. RefSeq names its product dimethylaniline monooxygenase [N-oxide-forming] 5. NCBI's taxonomy places the organism in Eukaryota, Metazoa, Chordata, Actinopteri, Sciaenidae. Bases 358 to 2049 code for a protein of 563 amino acids. The transcript has 11 exons. The record is from RefSeq and is a predicted model, not a curated record. Gene Ontology annotation, molecular function: N,N-dimethylaniline monooxygenase activity; NADP binding; flavin adenine dinucleotide binding.